Molecule: messenger RNA, 1329 nt
Organism: Anguilla rostrata (American eel)
Lineage: Eukaryota; Metazoa; Chordata; Actinopteri; Anguilliformes; Anguillidae
Gene: srd5a1
Product: steroid-5-alpha-reductase, alpha polypeptide 1 (3-oxo-5 alpha-steroid delta 4-dehydrogenase alpha 1)
Exons: 5
Coding region: 215-1012 (265 amino acids)
Biological process (GO): steroid metabolic process
Cellular component (GO): membrane
Molecular function (GO): 3-oxo-5-alpha-steroid 4-dehydrogenase activity
Source: RefSeq, a predicted model, not a curated record
ACUCUCUGUAUUCUGUCCUUUGUGAUUGGUGUAAAUUUAUCGUCUUACAUCAUGUAGAAUGAUUGCACGCUUUCAGUUGUAAUGGUCUGUUAAGUUGCAUUGUUAUGGUGAUCUUUUAAAGUUGAGCUGCAGUGGACAGUUUCCAGAAAAGAAUCAGAUCGAGUACUAUUUUAAUUUGAAGGAACGUGACUUUUCGGUGAAGUUUCGCGUUACAAUGGGGGAUAUCUUUACCGCGGUGUUCGGUUCAGAAGAUGAGGAGCACUAUAUACUACAAUGCAUGUCUUACAUUCUAAUAUUCAUGGCCGGGGCAACAUUUUUAACUUUACUUUUUGAGAACGUCCCCUAUGGCAGAUAUGCAACCAGCAAAUAUGGGUUUCCUGUCAACGUUAAACUUGCAUGGUUUGUGCAGGAGUUGCCUGCAUUCGUGUUACCCGUCUUUUUAGUGCUGAAGUCGUCUGCUCCACAGUUAUCUGAUACGGCAAAUCGUUUUCUUAUCGCUAUGUAUUUUUGUCAUUAUGUGCACAGAUCUCUCAUCUACCCGUUUUUGAUUAGAGGAGGAAAACCAACCCCCUUUUUUUCGUUUGCCCUGGCGUUUGUUUUCUGUAUAUACAAUGGAUAUCUCCAGAUACGACACCUGAGCCACUUUGCAGAGUACCCUAAAGACUGGGUCAGACACCCUUGGUUCAUCGCCGGAUUCGUGCUCUGGUUAUUAGGGUGGCUUGUAAACAUCCAUUCAGACCAUAUCCUUCGAAACCUUCGAAAACCCGGGGAAACGGGUUAUAAGAUACCAGUAGGUGGCAUGUUUGAAUAUGUGUCAGGCGCAAAUUUCCUGGGGGAAAUUGUGGAGUGGUCAGGAUUUGCUCUUGCGGCUCACUCCAUUCACAGUGCUGCUUUUGCCAUCUUUACGUUCGUCGUGCUUUCCAGCAGGGCUGUGGCUCAUCACAAGUGGUACCUUGCGAAAUUUGAAGACUACCCAAAGUCAAGAAAGGCAUUAAUACCUUUUAUAUUUUGAUGAACAAUGAUUCUUGGACUGAAAUGUCACUUUGACAUGGGGCACGGCACUGGAUACUUCACUCAAACCAUCAAAGUUAUGAGCCAUAUCAAUACUGUUUAUGAAAUACAGAGAAACAUGCUAACACUCCAGUAUUUAAUUCCUAUCUGUCUGCCGCUACAGUGCCUACAGUGAUUAUUUCUCAUUGUGCUGUGUUGAAAAAUCACUGUAUGAAUUUUUUUCUACUCGUAUAUGUUGUAUAAUGAUACUGUCUAUAAUGUCAAAAUUAAAGAUAUCUUUAGAUUUCUUUUAAAAAUAAAAACCUGAAUUUGACACAA